Molecule: messenger RNA, 948 nt
Organism: Myxocyprinus asiaticus (Chinese sucker)
Lineage: Eukaryota; Metazoa; Chordata; Actinopteri; Cypriniformes; Catostomidae
Product: C3a anaphylatoxin chemotactic receptor-like
Exons: 1
Biological process (GO): phospholipase C-activating G protein-coupled receptor signaling pathway; positive regulation of cytosolic calcium ion concentration; complement receptor mediated signaling pathway
Cellular component (GO): plasma membrane
Molecular function (GO): complement component C5a receptor activity; G protein-coupled receptor activity
Source: RefSeq, a predicted model, not a curated record
AUGGAGAAUGAUUAUAAAAGUUUGGAAAAUGCAAUAAGAGUGAUUUCUCAGAUCUUCUACUAUCUGACAUUUCUCCUCGGAGUUCCUGGAAAUGUCUUGGUUGUGUACAUCGCUGGAAUGAAGAUGAAGAGGACCGUUAAUACGAUAUGGUUCCUUAAUCUAGCGAUUGCAGACCUCCUGUGCUGCUUUUCCACACUGUACUUUGUGGUAGAGAACUUUCUUGGCAAAAACUGGCCAUUUGGAUCUGUCAUGUGCAAGAUUCUUCCAUUGGUUAUGCAUGUCAACAUGUUUGCCAGUGUCUUCAUCUUGAGUUUGAUUAGUCUGGAUCGGUUUACACAGGUGAUCACACCAGUUUGGGCUAAAAAUCACCACAGUCUUUUGCUUGUGCGACUGUCCUGUGCAGUGGCCUGGGUCCUGGCUAUAGCUCUUAAUGUGCCCUUUGUGAUAUUAAGAGAAACUAAAACAGAACACAACAACACAUACUGCCUGUUUUAUCGUGAUGACCUUUAUGAAAUGUAUACAAGGUUUAGUUUCAUCAGGUUUGUGUUUGGUUUUUUGAUUCCUCUCAUAUGCAUCAUGACAUGUUAUGGAUUCAUCGCACGAAAGUUAGGCAGGAGUCAUUUUCACUCUGGACGAGCAUUUCGCAUCAUGUCGGCUGUUAUUGUGGCCUUUUUUCUGUGCUGGCUGCCAUACCACACUGUGGAUUUAAUAAUAUUGUAUGCUGGGAAAUCAAGUAUUUUGGUGGCCUUGGCAGUGAACCCACUGGUCAUCUCUUUGGCGUUUUUUAACAGCUGCCUGAAUCCGGUUCUGUAUUUUUUCAUAGGGCAGAAUUUUAAGGAGAAAUUUAAGCUUUCAUUAAAGUUAAAACAUGUUUUUGAAAGAGCUUUCUCUGAGGAGGGGACACAAAUGUAAUGAUCCACCGAAGUGCAACAAAUGCAAUCAUUGUAG